Molecule: messenger RNA, 817 nt
Organism: Amaranthus tricolor (Joseph's coat)
Lineage: Eukaryota; Viridiplantae; Streptophyta; Magnoliopsida; Caryophyllales; Amaranthaceae
Product: S-adenosyl-L-methionine:benzoic acid/salicylic acid carboxyl methyltransferase 1-like
Exons: 4
Coding region: 1-726 (241 amino acids)
Biological process (GO): methylation
Molecular function (GO): S-adenosylmethionine-dependent methyltransferase activity
Source: RefSeq, a predicted model, not a curated record
AUGGCGAUAACACGACGAUUAGAAACCCAUCCCCAUUUUUCAAAUUCAAAUUCAAAAAAUAAGGAAAAACAAUGGCGACGAGACAUGAAGCCUGUACCCGAAAACAUAAUAGAAAACCAGAAGAGAAACAUUUACAUGUCAAGAGCAAGUCCUCCGAGUGUCCUCAAAGCGUAUUAUGAGCAAUUUGAAAAAGACUUCUUGAAGUUUCUACAUUGUCGAGCCAUGGAAAUGAUAGAUGGUGGUAAAAUGGUUUUAACUUUACUAGGAAGACAAAACAAUCAAUAUUGUUAUGCCAAGGAAUCGAGUUACUCGUUAGAGCUCCUCUCGAAUGUUCUCAAUGAUAUGGUUUCUGAGGGUAACAUAGAUGAAGCAAAGCUAAACACAUUCAAUAUCGCGGCAUACACACCAUCACCAUUAGAACUAGAGUUUCUAGUGAAAAAAGAAGGCUCUUUUAACGUGAAUCUAGUUCAUGUUUUUCAAGUCAGCUGGGAUUGGAAUGAUUACAAGUUUGACAGCACUUUAGACGACACUUCUGAUCAAUAUGACUUUACAACAUGUAUGAGAUCUGUGCUUGAGCCUUUGAUUAUUGCUCAUUUUGGCCAAGAAAUCGUAGACGAGGUGUUCGAACGAUACAGGGAAAAAGCUCGAGUUUCGAUGGCUGAAGAGAACAAUGUCCUCACCAAUGUUUCCAUUUCCCUGACCAGAAUCCCUAGGGUUAGGGGCUGAUAAACAUUGUUCUGGUCCUGGUCUGGUGUGAUUUUAUUUUGCUUAAUAUUUGUUGUAUGUUUAAACAAUAAACAUUAUUUGCAUUGUCAUU